Messenger RNA from Babjeviella inositovora NRRL Y-12698, 3770 nucleotides. RefSeq names its product Pom152p (gene POM152). Lineage: Eukaryota; Fungi; Ascomycota; Pichiomycetes; Serinales. Gene Ontology annotation, cellular component: nuclear pore transmembrane ring. The transcript has a single exon. Gene Ontology annotation, biological process: protein import into nucleus; nuclear pore organization. Bases 174 to 3716 code for a protein of 1180 amino acids. Gene Ontology annotation, molecular function: structural constituent of nuclear pore. The record is from RefSeq and is a predicted model, not a curated record.
CGGCUUCAUCCGCUUUUGCUUUCUUUUUCACGUGUUCCUUUUCGCGCAUUUAUUUUCGCGAACGCCAUCACCAAAACAAAACACUACGAAAAAAAAUGCAAACCUGAACCAGAUCUGAUACUCAAGCGCCUCUUGUCUUUCCACCGCUUAUCCCUUCAUUGCAUACACACACCAUGGAUAGGAAAGGCAAGACGCGCACGCUUUUCAUCCCCAACAAUGUCAUUGACGCCGCCACCCAACGGCUCUUUGUCGUAUCCUUCUUUGUGCUUGUGCAGGCGUAUAAGCUCUACGACUUGGUGGUGCUUAAGGCGGUCGUGCCCGUGGCUGGUGCAUACACAAAUCAGCAGUUGGGGUUUGUAAUCAAGUAUUUCCUCCUUGAUGGGCUUUUCCUCUGGUCAUUGCCGGUGUUGAAUAUCCCGUUGUUGACGUUUCUGCCGCUCACGGUGUUGUGCCAGACCAUGGCGCUUCUGACGCUCACGUUAUUUCUCGCCAGCAGUAUGGCGCUUCCAUUCAGCGGGAUAUUUCUAUCUCUCUGGAAGCUCUUUUUCGACCGCGAGGUGACUAUUGCGGGAGAUUCGGUCAAUCCCAGCGACGUCUACGACUACGCUGCGCACUUCAGGGGCCGCCAUACAGUCAAGUUUCUUCCCGACUCAUCUGCCCGACUCAACCCCUUCAACGACCGGUUCUGUUUUGCCGACGAGCCAGUGUAUGUGCCGAUCCAGUUCAACGCCAGUGAGGUUGCCUUUGUCCAGGUCCAACAUACAUCGUUCUCGAACCAGGUCACCUUGCUUAACUACACCAAUGCGGAAAUCCUGCGCUGGACACGUGAUACAGCGCAUCUUCAAGACCAGGCUGAUGAGGAUUCGGUCUUCUACCUCGAGUUGCCCAUUUCCGAACCCGGCCACUACCGCUUGAAACAGGUGCUUGACCCCAAACAGUUUGGCGUGAAGUUAUACAGACAUGAUUUGUUUGUGCCGGAGUGUCCGUCUGUACGCUUCUCUCUGGUCAGAUGGGGCACUAAGUGCAUCCACACCGACGAUGAUAUGGCCGUGGCUGUCUCCGGUGUUCCACCAUUCACCGUACAAUAUUCCGUCUCGAUAAACGGCCAGACUGAGACGUUUCCGCCACAAAUUAUCCCCCCAGAGGAUCUACCUCCAUUAGAUCGUUCCCAGAUGAAGGACAUUGCAUGGGGAAAGCUGGUGCGCAUGGAGGUUCCACUUGGCUACCAUAUCGUGAAGCCUGGAAAGCACGCAAUUGUCAUCAGCCGUCUUGUUGAUGGUUUUGGAAAUUCGUUUGACUUCAACGUGCGGUCAAGAGACCCUGAAAUCUACUAUGGCUUCACGGCGUACGACGUUCCGACGGUAAGCUUGGUCGACCCGCUGGGUCUACCGAUUCUCGUGGGCGGCGAGAAGAAGCUCCUCGUAGAUGUCGCAGGGGGUUUCAGAAAGGGUGACGCCCCGUACACCGCAGAAAUGGCCUAUAUUCACGAAGACCCCGCAUUGAGCUACAAUUUUACCCAACAGUUUGUUAAUACCAACUCCCUUGUGGUUUCCAAACCGGGUAAGUAUAUUUUGCGCAACGUGCACACCAAGUACUGUGGUGCAUUCGUGGGUAAGGCAGAAGUUCUGGUGAAAUUGGUGCCAAAGCCAACGGUGGCGAUUGCUGCGGCGCCGAUUAUUGACCGCUGUGUGGGCACCACUGGCUACACAUUUGAUUUCAACUUCACGGGGUCUGCGCCGUAUGAGGUGGACUACCUGGUGAAUAAGCUUGUCCACGGGGAGGAGGUUCCGGUGUCGUUCCAAACGAUUCGAUCACCCGAACUGCACCACAUCGUGGAGUACCAGCCUAAGAACGCGGGCGAUUACAUAAUCUACUUCAGCGCGUUACGGGACAAGUUUUACCGAAAAAUAACGCCGUUAGAUAGAGAACUCCACACGUACAAGACCUACUUUACGAAAAAGUCGCGUGCCGUUUUCGGAAAAACCCACUACGAUGUUUGCCACAACCGCACAGCUGUUGUUUUAGUUGCCUUGGAGGGCAGCGCACCGUUCGCACUUUCCUACCAGAUCACCAACCCGAAAGGCCAAGUUAAAUCCUACGCCGAAAAGGGCAUCACCGCCAAUACGUUUGAGAUUCAGACCCCGUUGCUCGCACAGAGCGGGGAUUACCAGGUGGAGAUCACUAACGCCAAGGACAAGAGCGGAUGCGAUGUUGAAUUCAGCGGAGCCGCUAGGAUCCGGGUAAAGCCCGCGGUGCCUCAUCUCACGUUUAAAAAACAGGAGAAGAUUAAGAUCGUUGAGGGCAGUGAGGUGGUGGUUCCGCUUAGUGCCAAGAGCAUUCAGGACUUGAGCUAUAGCCUCAAUGGGAAGAUCAAUAAGCUCGUCGACGGCGCCAAAGGCUUUACUGUUCGUCAAAACGGGAUGUACAAGCUCCUUGGGUACAAGCAGAGCGACUGCCCCGGUACGGCAUCCGGUUCUAUCACCGUGGAGUAUUAUCCAAAGCCAGACAUGAGGGCCACAAAUGUCACAUCUAUGGGGCCGAGCCAGUGGCUGGCUGACUCCUUCUGCCAGCAUUGCGAGCGCACCUUUGAUGUGGUGUUGUCUGGCACCGCCCCCUUUACGGUAGAAUACGAACUCAUCCAUCCGUCGGGAAAGACUGAGCACUUGGUGGAAGUUGUGACUUCCAAUGCAUUUACUUUUGGAAUGGCCUCUGCGGAGAGUGGUAGAUACGAAUACAGCUUCACCGGGGUGUACGACUUUUAUUACACAAAAUCUGCCAUGCGGUCGGUGGCGCCCGCCUUUGAUCCGUUCAGCGUCAGCUACACCGUCAAUGCGUUGCCCGACGCGCACUUGGGCACCAAAACGUACCGUUUCCAGACGUGCCAGGGCAAUAUUGGCUCCCCGGAGUUGUUGAAUCCGGUUCCGUUGACCGUGCAAGGAGCUGCGCCUUUUGACGUCACGUUGAAAAUCACCCACAAUACCGGGAAUUCCGAGGAACGUGUCUUGCAGGUCAGUAGUCUCGAGCAUAGCAUGUACGAUGUGUACAACGGCUUGGACAUGGGUUCACACGUGGUAACUAUCGUCCAAGUAGUUGACGGAAACGGGUGCGUCAGCACUGGUUUCUCUGAGUUCAAUAACGUGGUCAUUACCAUCACCGAGGUGCCCAAGAUUGAAAGAGUCACCUCCCGUGAGCACUACUGUGUGGGGGAUCACGUGAGCUACGAGUUUUUUGGGGUCUCUCCAUUUGCCAUAUACUAUACCUUUGAUAGUGUUCCACAGAGGGCUGAGGUCUCCAAAUCAUUUACCCGUUUGGCGUCCAAGCCAGGCGAGUUGGCCGUCAUGGCAAUCUCCGACUCCUCCUCUGCAUGUCUUGUGAACUUUACCAAGCCCGAGCUCCGCGAGCAGUUUGAAAGUUUGAAGUUGUAUGUGCAUCCGUUACCGUCAGUCAUUGUUUCCCAGGGUGAAUACGUUGUAGAAGACAUCUACGAAGGUGACCAGGCGGAAGUGUUAUUUACCUUUGAAGGGACGCCUCCGUUUACCUUGACCUACACCCGGACCGUGGAGGCUGACAGAAAGCACCGCAAGCCUAGAAUCUUCGAGACGGAAACGAUCAACGAUAUCUGGGAGUAUGAACACAUCAUUCUCACCAGCUUGCAGGGUACGUACGAGGCCAUUGAGGUCGCGGACGCCUUCUGUGUGGCUAGAAACCACAAGUAACCAAGGGAGACAAACACUGCAUCUUCUCCCUCUGUACAUUAUUUCUCCCUUCCU